UCGCUGGCAAUGACCAGCACCAACAUCACAUCUUUUGUACGAGAGAUAAUUGGGCCUCGAAUUUUGUCUUUUACCGAAUUACCAAGAGCUGAGAUGUGACCCCACAUCCCCAGAACACAGGAACCUCAAUGUCAUAAAUGACAGGUUGUCCACCAAAAUCCAGGCGCUUCAAGUCGAGAAUUCAUAGUCUCUUGGCUCCAUCGUAGCCCCAAUAAACUGGCCCUCCGUGUGUUUUCUUAAAGCUUGUAGUAAUUUCACCGACUGCUGGUACGUCUUCUGGUUUUCAGGGACGCGCACUGAUGAUUUACGUCGAAUUAGUGAGUGUUCCGGACGUAUAAAGGUUUUUAGUGGUCUUGUAAACGGAUACUCCACAUCCAAGUGUUAGAUGCCUAGGACUAGUCUAUUCUCACAAAGUUCACGUUCAAAGGAAUGUGAGCAGCCAAUUGAGAACCCUAUAUGGUUACUGGACCUUUCGUUCCUGACAUCCCUUUUGAUUAAUCUCAGCUCUCCAUUCUCGGAAAUGUUGUACGAGCAAAAACCAGAUCUUCAAUGAAAAUCAUUCUUGAGAUAACUUGAGUCGUCCACUCUGAAAGGAUCACCCACAAGGGUUUGGCAUAGUGGUGGGCAUGGUACCGGGUUACGAAGGCACAGGUUAACGAACUCGUUUGCGUACUCUUUUGGGAGCACUAUCAAAUUGGCUUGAAGAUAUUUUUCACAGGCACCAGACGUGUGGGAGGUAUGUUUUGCGUCUCGACAAAGCUGUCUAAACUAUUGUGGUUCGAAUUGACCAUUUACCAUCAUCUUUAGUCUUUAACACAUUUACU
This is a messenger RNA of Ogataea polymorpha, 824 nucleotides long. RefSeq lists its product as uncharacterized. Lineage: Eukaryota; Fungi; Ascomycota; Pichiomycetes; Pichiales; Pichiaceae. The coding region runs from base 386 to 553 and encodes 55 amino acids. The record is from RefSeq and is a predicted model, not a curated record. The transcript has a single exon.